AGACAGACCCUGCCCUUUCCUUUCUGUCGCCCUGUCUGUGGGCUGUUGUGCAGGAUUUGGGAGGCUGACAAUGGCAAGCUUUCUCCACGGCCUGCAAUGCUGACACUCUGCUCCCUCCUGCCGGGACUUCAUGUGACGUUGUGCCUACGGCCCCUUUGAAUGUUAGUCAUCAUGGCUAAGUGCGAGACCGGCCGCACCAGCCCUGUGGUCAGGCAGAUCGACAAGCAGUUCCUGGUCUGCAGCAUCUGUUUGGACCGUUAUCAUAACCCCAAGGUUCUGCCCUGCCUGCACACGUUCUGUGAGAAAUGUCUCCAGAACUACAUCCCUCCCCAGUCCUUGACCCUGUCGUGUCCAGUAUGCAGACAAACUUCCAUCCUGCCCGAGAAGGGGGUGGCAGCCCUACAAAACAACUUCUUUAUCACAAACCUAAUGGAGGUGUUGCAGCGAGACCCCGAGUGCAGCCGGCCCGAAGCCUGCAGCGUGCUGGAGUCGGCCAACACGGCUACCACUUGCCAGCCCCUUUCUUGUCCCAACCACGAGGGCAAGGUGAUGGAGUUCUACUGCGAGUCAUGUGAGACGGCCAUGUGUUUGGAGUGUACUGAGGGAGAGCACCGGGAACAUGUGACCGUUCCUCUGAGGGAUGUGCUGGAGCAGCACAAGUCCGCUCUUAAAAAUCAGCUGGACACCGUGCGCAACAGGCUACCUCAACUGACGGCUGCCAUUGACCUUGUUAAUGAGAUCUCCAAGCAGUUGACGGGGAGGAAAAAUGAGGCAGUGACUGAAAUCAGUAACACCUUUGACGAGCUGGAGAAGGCCUUACACCAACGCAAGACCGCCCUCAUCACUGAGGUGGAAAACAUCUGCAGCACCAAACAGAAGGUGCUCCAGGCUCAGCUGACCUCCUUGCUUCAAGGCAAAGACAACAUUCAAAGCAGCUGCAACUUUACAGAACACGCCCUCAGCCAUGGCAGCGCGACCGAGGUCCUUCUGGUCCAGAAACAGAUGGGUGAGCGGGUCAGCGCUCUCGCCAGGCACACCUUCCCUGAGCACCCCCAUGAAAAUGGACACCUGGGAUGCCAGGUGGAGACGGAGGGACUGAGGCGCUCCAUCCAGAACCUGGGCGUCCUCAUCACCACGGGGGCUGUGGGCCACGCCAGCGUGGCCACCGGUGAGGGCCUCAGACACGCGCUGGUCGGCCAGCACACCUCCAUCACCGUCACCACUAAAGACAAGGAUGGAGAGCUAGUGAAGACUGGGAAUGCGGCCCUGAGGGCCGAGAUCAUCUCCGUGGAUAGAGGGUGCACCGAGGCCGAGGUGAUGGACAAUAAGAACGGCACUUAUGAGGUUGGAUAUACCAUCCGCUCCGAGGGAGAAUACACCUUCUCCCUGCUGUUGUACGAGCAGCCCGUGAGGGGGAGUCCCUUCCGUCUGCGCGCCGUCAAGCCGUCGGACGUCUUGCAGUCACCUGACGACGUGAAGCGAAGAGUGAAAUCCCCGAGUGGAGGAGGGGGUCAUGUCCGGCAGAAGGCCGUGCGCAGGCCCUCCAGCAUGUACAGCACCACCAAGAAAAAGGAGAACCCGAUAGAGGAUGAGCUGAUCUACAGAGUUGGAACAAGAGGACGAGACAAAGGAGAGUUCACCAACCUUCAAGGCAUCUCCGCCGCCAAUAAUGGGCGAAUUGUGGUGGCAGACAGCAACAACCAGUGUAUACAGGUAUUCUCCAACGACGGUCAGUUUAAGAUGAGGUUCGGGGUCCGGGGUCGUUCACCGGGACAGCUGCAGCGCCCCACAGGCGUAACCGUGGACAUGAACGGCGACAUAAUUGUUGCUGACUAUGACAACAGAUGGAUUAGCAUCUUCUCCUCAGAUGGCAAGUUCAAGAAUAAAAUUGGCGCUGGGAGACUGAUGGGACCCAAAGGUGUCGCCGUGGAUAAGAAUGGACACAUCAUCACAGUCGAUAAUAAAGCCUGCUGCGUCUUCAUCUUCCAAUCAAAUGGGAAGCUGGUCACAAAGUUUGGUGCCAGAGGAACUUCGGACAGACACUUUGCAGAGAAAAGUGGUGCAAACAUUGCACUGGAAACAAAGCUUAGUAAAUCUGGUCCUGUUUUCAGUCCUCACUUUGUGGCUGUUAAUAACAAAAAUGAGAUUGUUGUUACAGACUUUCACAACCAUUCAGUCAAGGUGUACAAUGCAGAUGGGGAGUUCCUGUUUAAAUUUGGUUCCCACGGGGAAGGGAACGGCCAGUUCAAUGCCCCAACGGGUGUGGCCGUGGAUGCCAAUGGGAAUAUUAUUGUUGCAGAUUGGGGCAACAGCCGGAUCCAGGUGUUCGACAGCUCAGGGUCUUUCCUCUCGUAUAUCAACACGUCAGCCGACCCGCUCUACGGCCCGCAGGGCUUGGCCCUCACGUCCGACGGCCACGUGGCGGUGGCAGACUCCGGGAACCACUGCUUUAAGGUCUACCGCUACCUGCAGUAGAGACCUGCGACAGCCAUCCUCACCACUGCAAGCACUGAUGACACAACUAAUGUAAUCCACAGGGUGCAAUGAUAUCUCCAGCACAGCCUUUUUGAUGUGCACAUCAGCAGAUUUCCCCAGAUACGACCGUCACCUCGUUUAACCUUUUAUCGUGUGUAUUGAAGGUUGAUUUUUUUUUUUUUGUUUUUCCCAAGUCGAGUAAUGUGACGUCGUAGGGAGGAGUGGAAACCUAAAUCUAAAGACUGGACUGAUUCAAAGGCUGUUUUUUUUUGUUUUUUUGUUUUUUCCCUGUGGGAUGUUGUCAUACUAGACCUUCUGUGAGACCUGACACUUUAGCAGAUAAACUGAAAUAUUUAAUCAGCCAUAACUUGUUCAGAUGCAUGAAGUUUUAAUUUAUUUUUUUUCCCCCCUUGAAUGGCUAGGCAACGACUCCGCGUACCCGUCUGCUGCUUUAACCAAGAGUUAGUUAAUGCUUACAGUGAAAUGAACAGUGCCAUGCUUCUCCAGCGAUGAAAUGUAAACUUUCUCACAUAUUAAAUGUCACCACCAUCUGUGCAUUGGUUUGCUGUAUGUAUUGUAUAUACUUGAAUGUAUAUUGUGUAUAUUAGAUCACGCUGUAUGUAUGUGCUAUGACUUGGAACACACAGUGUUUUUGCCUUUUCAGGGGGCAACGAAAGAUGAAGGAUUCCCGGAUUUUGACGAUGUGUGUGUGAUUGAGUGUGUGUGUGUGUGUGUGUGUGUGUGUGUGUGAUUGAGUGUGUGUGUGUGUGUGUGUGUGUGUGUGUGUGGCAGCUGUAAAGGAGUGGGCUUUUGAAACAAACACAGCACAUGCAUUAAAGAAAAAGUGUGUCAUAUUAUUGCAUAUGUAAGCAGCACAAUAAUCAGUUUUGUUUAUAAUUGUUAUUUUAAAGGAGUGAAAGCAAUGGGCGACGUUAAUUUAUUUCAUUUUUGUACAAGCUCAGCAUUCACGAAAUUAUUUUUCUAGAUUUUUUUUCUUUGCGUUUGUUCUUUAUUUCUUUCUUUGGAACUUUUAGGGAAAGUUCCCAGUCAAGCAGAAUUCAGUAUCCAUCAACAUUUUGAAAAUGCAGAUCAGUAUUUGUGCAAAUGGGCAGCUCGUUUCCAAAGUUUCAUUUGGAUGCCAACAACAACAACAAAAAAAAAAAAAAGUCUUGAUGAAGAAUUGAAACGAUUGUUUUGCCUUUAACAUUUUAAUACCAACAACAUGACGGAAAUAAUACACAUAUCUCAGGAACAAUAUCAAACAUUUUUCAGUUCCAUAGAGACAUGCAUGUGGGGGGUGCAUAUUGGUCGCUUUGUAAAAAUAAAACUGUUAAUUUGCUCUAAUGAUGUCUACAUUAAGACUGGCAAAGUAUGGGGAUGGAGUAUGGAUUCUGUUUUACAAUAAUCUUUUGGUUUUGUGGCUUCACAAGAAAUAAUUACAAAUAUAAAACUGUAAAUGAGCAUUUAUUAGACAUCAGCCGGUGAACACACCCAUGUUUGAGAACUCACUCACAAUGAUGCAUUUGUAAACUAUCCGUCUUUCAGAGCUUCGAACUGCAUUUACAUGAAGCUACGACUCGAAAUGAAGGACUUGCCGCUCUUGCGCCCCCUUGUGUUUAUUCUUUGUAAUUGCAGUAGAAAGCACGGAGCAACAGCAGAAAAACCAACGUGCAAUCAACACAAGCUCCUGCUCUGACUACAUUUUCCACCGCACUGUGUUUAACACCCAAACAUUAGUCCUCCACACUGUGGAGCUUAUCUGAGGACUCGAGUAGAAGCCACAUAUCACCAAUUAAAUCAUUCUGGACUCUUUUUUUUUUUUUCUUCAUGCAUAUAAUCUGUUGUUUGACUGGUUACCAAACAGGAGUGCAGUACAUACAUCUUUUCAGAAUCCAAUGGUCACCUUUUGAGAUGUGUCUGAAGUAUUUUACCCUACCCAUUGUUUUGUUUAUGAAUAUGCACUGGUAAUAAAAGCACAUGGUUUACCGA
This is a messenger RNA of Cololabis saira (Pacific saury), 4464 nucleotides long. Its product is annotated as tripartite motif-containing protein 3-like. The coding region runs from base 160 to 2475 and encodes 771 amino acids. Gene Ontology annotation, biological process: proteasome-mediated ubiquitin-dependent protein catabolic process; protein polyubiquitination; negative regulation of translation. Gene Ontology annotation, molecular function: translation repressor activity; protein binding; ubiquitin protein ligase activity. The transcript is spliced from 13 exons. Lineage: Eukaryota; Metazoa; Chordata; Actinopteri; Beloniformes; Belonidae. The record is from RefSeq and is a predicted model, not a curated record.